AUGCCGCACAAAUCAGGAGAACACUUUGCUGUGUUUCGAGGUUUGGAUGGGGAACCACAUGUCCUGGACGCUUACUGCCCACACCUUGGCGCCAACCUUGCGAUCGGUGGCCGUGUGGUGGACAACUGCAUCGAGUGUCCCUUCCAUGGCUGGAUUUUUUCCGGAAAGGACGGGCGCUGCGUCAAGAUCCCAUAUGCCAACAAAGUGCCUGAAUUUGCAACUACCAAAGUUUGGCCAUCAUGUGAAGUGAACGACAUGAUCAUGGUGUGGUACCACUGCGAUGGCAUGAGCCCAGCAUGGCAAGUCACCGAGCAGGAAGGGGCAUCAUCCCCUGACUGGACCUUCCGGGCUGCCACGGAGCACUUUGUCAGCACGCACAUCGAGGAAGUUCCAGAGAAUGCUGCCGAUGUAGGCCACCUUAUCUUUCUCCAUAAACCCUCAAUCAUGAUUGGAAGUGACCUGCGCUUCACAGGCAAUCACCGCUGGGCAUUUUUCAAGCACACCUGGGAGGCGGAGUGGCAGCCCGAGCCGGAGCCCAACAGACACUGCUCAGUCCUGCUUCUGACGCACCACGUGCUGCUCUUUGGCAAACACAUUGCCUGCCUCGAUCUGCAUGUUAAGGCCACACAGGUCGGUCCUGGGAUAGUUAUGAUGGCCCUGAGCCAUGCCAUCUUUGGCAAGGGGCUGAUCGUUCAGUCCGUCACGCCUCUUGAGCCACUUCUGCAACACGUGGUCCACCAGAUCUACUCCCCACGCAAGACACUCUCCCUCUUUGCCAAGCUGAUAAUGUGGGCCGAGCAGAUCCAGUUUGAGCGGGACCUGAUGAUCUGGAAUAACAAGAAGUUCCUUCCCAAUCCGCUCCUGGUGAAGGAAGAUGCCGCCAUCCUGAGGCACCGGCGCUGGUUCUCCCAGUUCUACAGCCAGAACAGCCGAAAACACAAUGUCCAGGCGGGACAGCUGGAUUGGUGAUGGCCCCACUAGUCUUAAGGACCCCCCCAAUACUACUACUCCACUUGCAGAGUCCACAAACUCUUGCGUGUGGGAGGAGGGAGGGGUGAAUCUUGCUUUUGGGAGCAAAAGAGGUUCCUGGGCCAGAGGAGGGAUGGAUGUGAAUUUGGCUCAUGUCCUACUCUGGAA
Thamnophis sirtalis is the source of this 1137-nucleotide messenger RNA. The record is from RefSeq and is a predicted model, not a curated record. Lineage: Eukaryota; Metazoa; Chordata; Lepidosauria; Squamata; Natricidae.